GUCUGUAAAUUGUUAAGAAAAAUAAAAAAAAGUCUCAAAACGGUACAAAAUCGUAAGAAGUGCGAAUAUGAAAUCAAUUUUAAUAACCGGUUGCAAUCGCGGUUUGGGUCUAGGUUUAGUUCGCCAAUUUUUGAAAAUCUCGCAUCCGCCCGGAUGUUUAAUUGCGACUUGCAGGGAUAUUCAAAAAGCGGAGGAGCUUCGUAAAAUCGCCGAAUGUCAUCAAAAUGUCCAUGUAUUGGAAAUAGACCUUAGAGACUUUGACAAAUACAAGGAAUUUUCGGAGAGAGUUUCAAAUUUAGUAAAAGACGAAGGUUUAAAUGUCCUAUUUAAUAAUGCAGGUAUGUCCCCCAAGUUUACACGUCUAAACUUGGUGAAACCCGAACAACUCAUGGAAACCUAUGUCACUAAUACCAUGGUGCCCAUUCUGCUAACGAAGGCUCUAUACCCGCUGCUAAGGAAGGCCGCUAAAAUAAAUGCGUGCAAACCGAAUGGAAUCGAAAAAGCUGCAAUUAUUAAUAUGUCCUCAAUGCUGGGAUCUUUCGACUUAAACACAACGGGUGGCUUCUAUCCGUACAGGUGUUCCAAGGUUGCUUUGAAUAUGGCUACGAAGUCGAUGAGUGUAGACUUGAAAGAUGAUGGAAUUAUCGUUACUUCGAUACACCCCGGUUGGGUAAAGACUGAUUUAGGCGGCCAAAAUGCACCCAUGGAAAUAGAUGACAGCACCUCGAGCAUUGUCAAGUUUGUGUCGACGUUAAAGCAGGAGCAUAGUGGAGGAUUUUACCAGUGGGAUGGUCAACCUAUGCUUUGGUAGCAGAGUCAGAAUAAUGUUAAAUACUAAUUUCUAUAAUAAAUUUUUAUACCUUGA
Molecule: messenger RNA, 865 nt
Organism: Photinus pyralis (common eastern firefly)
Lineage: Eukaryota; Metazoa; Arthropoda; Insecta; Coleoptera; Lampyridae
Gene: sni
Product: C-factor
Exons: 5
Coding region: 68-811 (247 amino acids)
Source: RefSeq, a predicted model, not a curated record